AUGAGCAUUCACUCUUACUGGGCCCAGGUGUUUGUGUUGCCUAAACAUGUGUUACAUACAGUGGAGUCAAUCUGUAGAGCCUUCCUAUGGCAAGGUACCUAUUUUAGCUCUAAACCAGGUUAUGUAGCUUGGGGAAAAGUGUGUUCUGAGAAGAAAGAAGGAGGGUUAGGGAUCAGAAAUGUUCAGAUAUGGAAUAUUGCUACACUGGGAAACUAUGUUUGGGCUAUUGCUAAAAAACAGGAUUCCUUGUGGGUGAGAUGGGUCAAUGCCAUCUAUAUUAAAGGGGGGAAUUGGUGGGAGUAUCAGCCAAGGGCUGAUAGUGUCUGGAACAGAUCAUCUAUUCCAAAAACCAGAGUUAUUUGCUGGUUGAUGCUGCAAGGUAGAAUUCAGACAAGAACCAGAUUAUGUAAGAUUGGGGUGUGUGAUACUACAAGCUGCCUUUUCUGUGACAGUCAUGAGGAGACUCAUGUGCAUCUGUUUUUUUAUUGCCUAUACAGUAGGAAGUGUCUUUUGGAGGUUAAGCAAUGGCUGGGAAUUCCAGUGAACAUUGUUAGAUAUAUGGCUUUGAUGAGAUGGAUACACUGGAAAAGUAGAGGAUGCAAGUUUCAGAAGCAUGUCAUGUAUGCUGCUAUUAAUGCAACAGUUUACACAAUCCGGAGAGCUAGAAAUGAGGUUCUAUGGAACCUAAAGCUCCCUACUGUGACUCAUACAGUUAGAUUUGUACAGCAAAGUGUAAUAGAUAGAAUGCAGCAAUUAGGGAUUCCCAGAAUCAGUAGUAGAGUACAGGAUUGGUGGCAGAGUAAAAUGGUUGUAUAG
Molecule: messenger RNA, 816 nt
Organism: Spinacia oleracea (spinach)
Lineage: Eukaryota; Viridiplantae; Streptophyta; Magnoliopsida; Caryophyllales; Amaranthaceae
Exons: 2
Coding region: 1-816 (271 amino acids)
Source: RefSeq, a predicted model, not a curated record